Messenger RNA from Exophiala bonariae, 915 nucleotides. RefSeq lists its product as uncharacterized. The record is from RefSeq and is a predicted model, not a curated record. Lineage: Eukaryota; Fungi; Ascomycota; Eurotiomycetes; Chaetothyriales; Herpotrichiellaceae. The transcript has a single exon. Bases 1 to 915 code for a protein of 304 amino acids.
AUGAAGGUCGCGGUGGCAGGAACAGGAAAUGUCGCGCAUUAUCUGAUCGAGGAGCUGCCCAAGGCGGGCCACGAGGUCAUCGUGCUUACGCGCAAGACCAAGGCCGGGAGGAACUACUCGCAGCGAGAGACCGACUACAGCGUUGAAUCUCUCCUCUCAGUGUUGAACGAAAGCGGCGCCGAAGGCCUGGUGUCAACCAUCGCAGACUACGCCAACCCGCCGAACGCGACGCAGAUCCACUUCAACAUGCUCGAGGCGUGCACGCAGUCCGAAAAAUGCAAGAGCUACAUCCCCUCGGAGUGGACGUGCGACGUGCAGAACUAUCCCGAGCAGCCGAUGUUCAUGGCGGAAGCGAACGACAAGCUGCACGGUAAGCUCAAGGUUGCGGAGGGGGUCCGGUGGACGGUGUUCUGCAACUCAUGGUUCGCCGACUACGUCGUUCCACCUGCAAAUCGUGUGCUUCCUGAGAUCGGGCCUUUAUGGCCGAUGGAUCACGAGAACAAGGCGUGCACCAUCUACGGGCCUGGCGAUCAACGCUUCUCCGUGUGCUCCGUACGCGACGCUGCGAAAGCGGUUGCGGCGCUUCUGAAUAGUUCCGAGCCUUGGGAGCAGUAUACCUUCGUCGCUGGAGAUUAUAUUACGUGCAAUGAGCUUUUCGCCGUCAUGAAGAAACGGGAUCCCGAGUGGACGAGUAAGAACAAAUCACUCGCGGAGACGGUUAAGAGUGUCGUCGACAACAAAUCACCCGAGCUUGCAAUGUUGGGUUACUUUGAACUUUUGAUAUACUCAGGCUCUUCGAGACUGCCAGAGGAUGCUGUUCAGCGGCAGCGAGACAAGUUUUUCCCGAAUAUACAUUUCCGGAGUAUGGAAGAACUUCUGGAUCUUGCAGGAACGCAAUCAGACAUCAUUGUUUAG